Messenger RNA from Sebastes umbrosus (honeycomb rockfish), 1005 nucleotides. RefSeq names its product dual adapter for phosphotyrosine and 3-phosphotyrosine and 3-phosphoinositide-like. The coding region runs from base 108 to 557 and encodes 149 amino acids. Lineage: Eukaryota; Metazoa; Chordata; Actinopteri; Perciformes; Sebastidae. The transcript has 5 exons. The record is from RefSeq and is a predicted model, not a curated record.
UGUCUGACUCUGUGUGUGACAGCUCUCACUUCUCUGCGUGACUCGCUGCUUCUCUCUCAGAUGACCGACACACUGUUGAGGCUUUGACUGAAUCCUGAGACCCUGACAUGAGUUUCUACAGUGAUGUGUCCACGGACGAGCUGGAGACUUUGGGGUGGUACCACUAUGACCUGUCCCGCCAUGCUGCAGAGGCCCUUCUCUUGUCUAAUGGGACUGAUGGAAGUUAUCUCCUGAGAAACAGUAAUGAGGGACCAGGCUGCUUCGCCCUGUCUGUCAGGGCAAAGGAUUCUGUCAAGCAUUUUCACGUGACACGCAAAGACAACGGCUAUGUGUUUUGGUUUAAUGAGUUUGCAACCCUUCAUGACUUUGUCAACCACUUUGCUAACCAGCCUCUCCUGGGCAGUGACACAGGAACCCUCAUCGUGCUGAAGUGUCCGUAUCCGUGGCGUGUGGAGGAGCCAUCCAUCUACGAGUCUGUACGAGUUCACACAGCCAUACAGACAGGCCGCACGGAAAAUGAUCUGGUGCCUAAUGCCCCAUCGCCUGGUGUUUCCUGAGAGGACAUUUUAUCUUUGUGCAAAGACGGGAGUGGAGGCUGAUGAGUGGAUCAAGAUCCUGAGGUGGAAACUGGUGAGUUUGUUCAGACUGCAUGUUUUACACAGUGCUGGCAGGAAGUGAGAUAUUUUACCAGUAAGUCACAGUGCUGGAGGGCCUCCACUCUUCACUCUUCACUCAAAAAAAAACAAACACUUAAAGAACUAUUGAUAAUGUGCUGCGAUCUCUGGACGUAUAGCAAGGUCCUGACUCCUAUGGGGAUUGUUGAAAAGCAUUCUGGGAAACAAAGGGAAUCACCAAUUGAGGUUCAGUAGAAGAAGACAGCGUAGAUUAAAUCGGCAGUAGGCAGUAUAUUUUUGGCAUCACUGGACAAAAAUUCCGUAAUACCCUUUCAGCAUAUUAUAAUUCAAGUGUUCUGAGAGAAAACUAGACUUCUGCUCCUCCUCAUGG